Messenger RNA from Aegilops tauschii subsp. strangulata, 1759 nucleotides. RefSeq names its product N-glycosylase/DNA lyase OGG1. Gene Ontology annotation, molecular function: damaged DNA binding; 8-oxo-7,8-dihydroguanine DNA N-glycosylase activity. Gene Ontology annotation, biological process: base-excision repair; base-excision repair, AP site formation; nucleotide-excision repair. Lineage: Eukaryota; Viridiplantae; Streptophyta; Magnoliopsida; Poales; Poaceae. Gene Ontology annotation, cellular component: nucleus. The record is from RefSeq and is a predicted model, not a curated record.
CGGUUUUCACCCACCAUGCGUCCCCCUCCCCCGCUCCUCCCCCGCAUCGCCGCCUCCGCCUCCGCCACGCCCCCUCGCCGCCAGCGCACCGUGAGGCCGCCGAUGCCGCCCUCCCCUGCCCUCCUCUCCUCCACCCCACCGCCGGCCGCGUUCGUAGAGACCCCCAAGCCCGAGACCACCCAGCAGCACCCUCCUACCGCCCGCCGCCGCCUAACCCUCGCCGACGAGGAGUGGCACCCGCUCCCCCUCUCUCUCGCCGAGCUCUCCCUCCCGCUCACCCUCCCCACAGGCCAGACCUUCCUCUGGCGCCGCACCUCCCUCUCCCCGCUCCGAUUCACCGCCGCCGUGGGCCCGCACCUCGUCUCCCUCUCCCACCUCCCCGACGACGACCGCCUCGCCUUCCUCCUCCACAACGACGACCCCGCCUCCUCCCCCUCCUCCUCCGUGGCCGCCGCCCGGGCCGCGCUGUGCGACUACCUCAACGCGGCCGUCCCCCUCGCCGACCUCUGGGUCCAGUUCACCGCCGCCGACGCGCGCUUCGCGGAGGUCGCGGCGCGGCUCGGCGGCGGCGGCGCGCGGGUGCUCAGGCAGGACCCGGUCGAGUGCCUGUUCCAGUUCCUCUGCUCCUCCAACAACAACAUCGCGCGGAUCGAGAAGAUGGUCUGGACGCUGGCCGGAUACGGGGAGCGGCUCGGAGAGGUCGGCGGCUUCGUCUUCCACCGGUUCCCCACUGUCGAGCGGCUCGCGCGGGUGUCGGAGCAGGAGCUUCGGGAGGCUGGGUUUGGGUACAGGGCAAAGUAUGUUGUUGGCACUGCUAAAGAAUUGAUGGCCAAGCCUGGUGGAGGCGCAAAAUGGCUUGCCUUGCUGCGUGACAGGGAACUUCUGGAGGUAAUUGAGGGUCUUUGUACCCUGCCAGGUGUUGGUCCAAAAGUUGCAGCCUGCAUUGCUCUGUUCUCUCUUGAUAAGAAUCAGGCUAUUCCUGUUGACACACAUGUCUGGAAGGUUGCUACACAAUAUAUGUUGCCUGAGCUAGCUGGCAAGAGCCUGACUCCAAAACUAAGCAUUGUUGUUGCCGAUGCAUUUGUAGCCAAAUUUGGCGAGUAUGCUGGUUGGGCGCAGAAUGUUCUCUUUAUUGGCCAGCUACCUGCUAAAAAACUUGUGGCCACCGAAGUUACCAGUGAGACCGCGAAACCUACCAAGAGGAAACGUGCGACAAAGAUGGUUGAAAUACAGGCAUGAGAGAGCAUGUAUAGCAACUGUAGCAAGCUUUUGCAGGAAAAUGUUGGAGAAGGUCAGCGCAUGGAUUACCCGAAAUCCUGUUGAAACAAAGUGCUGGGAAAUGUUUUGAGCCACCCAACGCUCUCCUCUGAAAAUGAUGGCAGCUAUCUUCUGGUAGAACUUGUUGGAAGGUUCUUUUUUCUUUCCAAGUAGAGUAAUCAUUAGUACUUGACCAAAGUAACAUUUGACAUUCCAUUCACAUCUUCUGAUGACAGAUAGCAUGAGUAGUUGUCCCCAUCUUAAUUUGGAAGAGGAAGGCUAUCUUAGUGUAUGAUUGGCCUACCGCGUCCUAUAUAAAAGGGAGGUGUAGAGGCUAUUAUUAUAUUGUUAGCCAAAUGGCGGUGAGGAAUUCUGAACACUUGUGUUGUAAAUCAUGUAGUUUCCCUCGAAAACUGAUCUCCAUUCAUGUACUUGAUUCAACAUGGUUUAACACGCUGUAUACGUUCUUAGAUAAUGGGAGAGAUAUCUCUGAAUUUGAUCA